AUGCGAAGAAAUACUUCAAAGCCAUCAACACUAGCUCACAAUCAUAUGGGUUCCCAUUUUACUUACAAGUUCUUCAAUCACAUUGUUCCAGCAUUAAUUGCAUUAUCAUCGGUAAUACUAUUGGGUAUGGCCCUUAGUGGUCAAACAAGAGGAAUGAGACAACAAGCUGAUAUUUAUCUUUUGAAAUUUGAUUUCUCAGAUAUUAGAGAAAAGAAUGUUUUCAUAUCAACAAAUCCAUCAUUUUACAGCUUAUAUUAUGAUUUAAGAUACCGACACUUUGCAAUUGGUCCAUGGGGGUAUUGCAAGUCAAAAUACAGUGCUUUUUCAUCAUGGAACACUUAUUGUUAUUCAAGAAAAGCUCCUUAUCAGUAUGAUCUUUAUGAACUUUUAGAAGAUGAUGCUAUAUUAUAUUCAAAUCGGAAAUAUAUUGAUUAUAUUGCAUUACCAGAGAAUACUCAAAUCCCUCAAAAUAUGGUUGAUACUAUUUUUGUUACUCUUUGGAUUAGUACAGUGACUGCUGGUGUUUCAUUAUUGUUUUAUUUCCUCUCAUUCAUAACAACAACCAGAGAUAAACCUGGAUGUACUAAUAUUUUACUCACUUUAAUAUCAGCUAUUGCUUCAUUUAUUUGUGGUGGUGUUGCUAGAGGUAGUUCUUCCAAAAUUAUCAAAACUUUGGAAAAAACUCACAAGAUAUUUGGUAUUACAGCAACUUUAGGGAAUAAAAAAUUUUAUAAUCACCUUUGGGCUGCAGGAGCAUUACAAAUAUUCUCAGUUUUAUUUGUAUUGUUUGUGGAUUAUAAGCUUGCAAAAGCUAUAGAGAAUGAACCAGAUGAAGAAUCAACUCCUCAAACUUCACCACCAAGAUCAGAUCCUACACCAACCACACAACGUCCACGUGAAACGAUCCCACAAAGACCUAUAAGAUCACCAGCUCCAGCAAAUGUAUCAAUAUCAAUCAGAGUGAAUAGACCUGCAACAGUGGAAAUUGACCAACCACCAAGAUAUGAAGAGAUCGAUGAUCAUCAUCCUCCAAAACCUCCUCCUUUUACUCCAUGACCAAACCCA
Messenger RNA from Hansenula anomala, 1065 nucleotides. RefSeq names its product SUR7/PalI family protein. The coding region runs from base 1 to 1056 and encodes 351 amino acids. The transcript has a single exon. Gene Ontology annotation, biological process: fungal-type cell wall organization. The record is from RefSeq and is a predicted model, not a curated record. NCBI's taxonomy places the organism in Eukaryota, Fungi, Ascomycota, Saccharomycetes, Phaffomycetales, Wickerhamomycetaceae. Gene Ontology annotation, cellular component: plasma membrane; cell cortex of cell tip.